Molecule: messenger RNA, 3719 nt
Organism: Corvus hawaiiensis (hawaiian crow)
Lineage: Eukaryota; Metazoa; Chordata; Aves; Passeriformes; Corvidae
Gene: PLA2G6
Product: phospholipase A2 group VI
Exons: 16
Coding region: 174-2591 (805 amino acids)
Biological process (GO): positive regulation of ceramide biosynthetic process; cardiolipin acyl-chain remodeling
Cellular component (GO): mitochondrion
Molecular function (GO): protein binding
Source: RefSeq, a predicted model, not a curated record
GGGCCCGUGGUGCUUUGCCCGGCGCCAUCCCCGGAGCCGCCCUUGCCCCCGUUGCCGGCGCCGCGGCGUCACCCGGCGGCGCUCCGGGCCACACAGCUGCGGGAAAGGGCUGGGGCCGGGCGGAGCCAGUGGCCGCGUUUCCCUCGCGACAAGCCGCCUGAGGCUCUGGGAAGAUGCAGUUCUUUGGGCGGCUGCUGGACACCUUCAGCAGCGUCACGCAGAUAUUCUCCAACCCGUACCGCGUGAGGGAGGUGCCGGCCGCCGAGUACGCCGGUCAUGCUUGCCUGCGGGAGGAGGGCAGGGUGGCCCUCUACAAGAACAGCCUCGCUCGCUCCUGGGACUGCCUGCUGGUGAAUCCCCAGAGCCCGCAGGUCGCGUUCCGGCUCUUCCAGCUGGACAACGAAGCAGACGCCCUGGUGUACUUUGAGCAAUAUGCCCGGCAGCUGCGCCCUUUCUACGAGAGCUCGUGCCAGCCCUUGUCCCUGGAGGAGCUCCAGCAGCUCAGCGACUGCCUCCGCAGCUACCCCAGCUGGUCCCCUGCACAUAUUGCUGUGGAGUUUGGCCGCCGGGAGAGCUUCCGGCACAACCACAUCCAGAGCUGCGUGAACAGCACGGACAGCGCGGAUGGCUGCACCCCGCUGCACCUGGCGUGCCGCAAGGGGGACAUGGAGUGCCUGCUGGAGCUGCUGGAGUGCCAUGCGCGGGUGGACAUCACUGACAGGAACGGGGAGACUGUUUUCCACUAUGCUGUGCGAGGGAGCAACCCCCAGAUCAUUGAGCUCCUGGGCAAAACCCCAACUACUGGCUUGGAUCACCUGAGCAAUGAUGGGCUGACAGCUCUGCACCUCGCGUGCCAGCUGGGCAAGGAGGACAUGGUUCGGUCCCUGCUGAAGUGCCGUGCCAGCUGCAGCGUCGUGGGCACGCUGGGCUACCCCAUCCACACAGCACUGAAGUUCUCUCAGAAGGGGUGUGCCCAGGCCAUCCUCGAGGCAGAUGCCAGCCAGGUUUGCUCCAAGGACCCACGCUAUGAAGCCACUCCACUGCACUGGGCGAAGAAGGCAGAGAUGACACGGCUGCUGCUGGAGUACGGCUCCGAGGUGAACGCGAGCAGCCGCACGGCCGACAUGGCUCUGCACAUUGCGGUGCAGAGGGGCCGCCUGGACUGCGCCAUGGUCCUGCUGACACACGGCGCCCACACCAACGCCCGGGGACACGAUGGCAACACCCCGCUGCACCUGGCCAUGAAGCAUGACCACCUGGAUAUGAUCAAAGCAAUCAUCGUGUUUGGAGGAGAUGUUGAAAUCCCCAAUGAUUUCGGGGAGACACCAGGGCUGUUGGCAGCCAGGAGCAGCAAAGGUGCGAACCGGAAAGUGCUCUUAGACCUGCUGCAAACUGUAGGGACCGAACGCUGCCACCCACCACCCAACCCUGACUCCCCAAGCCUGGCACCAUCUGCCGCCUCCUUCCUGGAAGGCCAACCUUCCUCGCGGAGCAACCUCAACAGCUUAGGGUACAAGGACCUUCUGUAUAUUUCCACAACGCUUGGACAGUUUCUGAAGGCACCAGAUGUUGUGGACACGCCCAUUGAGGCUAGAAGAAAUCAGGACCGGCUCCUGUGCUUGGAUGGAGGGGGCAUCCGGGGCCUUGUGCUCAUCCAGCUUCUCCUGGCUAUUGAAAAGGCCGCGGGCCGUCCCAUUCGUGAGAUUUUUGACUGGAUCGCAGGGACCAGCACUGGAGGGAUCUUGGCACUGGCUAUUGUACAUGGAAAGUCCAUGGACUACAUGCGCUGCCUGUACUUCCGCAUGAAGGACAUGGUGUUCCGAGGGUCUCGGCCCUACGAGUCGGAGCCCCUGGAUGAGUUCUUGAAGAAGGAAUUUGGGGAAAACACCAAAAUGACAGAUGUCCGAAAACCCAAGGUUAUGGUGACAGGGACAUUGUGUGACCGACAGCCAGCUGAGCUCCACCUUUUCCGGAAUUAUCCUGUACCAGAGACAAAACGCUCCACUGAAUACAUGACAAGUGCAUCUUUCCAACCACUCACUCGGCCAGAAGAGCAGCUCGUGUGGCGCGCUGCCCGCUGCAGCGGUGCGGCUCCCACUUAUUUCCGGCCCAUCGGCCGCUUCCUGGAUGGAGGGCUGCUGGCCAACAACCCCACCCUUGAUGCCAUGGCAGAGAUCCAUGAGUACAACAAGACACUGAUCAAAAAGGGUCAGAAGCAUGAAGUAAGAAAAUUGGGAUUGGUGGUCUCCCUGGGGACAGGGAAGCCUCCUCAGGUCCCAGUGAGCUCUGUGGAUGUUUUCCGCCCCUCAAACCCUUGGGAGUUGGCAAAGACCGUCUUUGGGGCCAGGGAGCUUGGCAAGAUGGUGGUGGAUUGUUGCACUGACGCAGAUGGCCCAGCUGUGGAUCGUGCCAGGGCCUGGUGUGAGAUGACGGAUGUGCGGUAUUUCCGGCUCAGCCCUCAGCUGCACACGGAGGUGAUGCUGGACGAGGUGAACGACGCCGUGCUGGUGAACGCUCUCUGGGACACCCAGCUCUACAUCUACCAGCAGCGGGAGCAGCUGGAGCAGCUGGUGCGACAUCUCUGCCGAUGACUGACCUGGAGGUGCCCGUUCUGCGUCCCGAAGGCAAGGAGCAGCAGACACUGAAAUGGCUCAGAUCUGCCCAUGAGCCAAGGUGUUGAGGUGGGGGAGAGAUUAGUACUACUCAAGAGGAAUUAAUAUUUAAUAGACAGCAGUGCACAUACACAUGUAUUCCCAGACACAGUAUGUAUGACAUGUUUGAUAGCUGUAAAAUGCUGACAGUUAUCUUUGUGCUGUAACCCCAUCUCCACUGCCCUGCUUGGUUUUGCUGCACUGCUCUCUGACCCAGAAUCCAGAGCCCUCACCUACUUGUCUUGAGCUGUAGCAGCUGGGAUGUCUCUUGUCUGUGCAGUACCUCCACUGACAAAGCACCGUGCACCUUCCCAUGUCACAGAACAGGCCUAGGCCUGAUAAAGCUUCAGGGAUUGCUUGGCCCACUGGGGCCAAGGUAUUUCAGAGUGUAUAGUAUGGGAAAAAGCAAUUAUUUUUCCCUCAACACCCAGUUUGAAGGGGAGCAGAAAUGCUGCAACUUUUUGCAGUAGGUAUGAUGCAGAAUGUUGCUACUGGCCUUGGGAGAAGGGCAAGCCUUUCCUGAGACAGUUGUCUUCUGCAGCAGCUUCUCCUUUCCCCUCUGAGAUGGGCUGGCAACACAGUACUGACUGUGCCUGGGGAGGGAGAGACUCCCCCACCCAGGACUUUAUUGUGCCACUGAUUUGCUGUGCUACACCUUGCUCAGGGGCUGAGAUGUGAAAGCCUGUCUUUACUCACAGCAAGCUCAGUGGAAGGGACAAGAGCCUUGGCUUCAUAGAGAGCUCAUUUCUCUUUAUUCUAAAAUUAUUUAAAAUGAAACUGAAAUGCUCUGAGAUCGGUUCCCGCCAAAGAAGCCAACCCUGUGACAAUUUGGAUCUACUUUUUUCUUAUGAGUGGAAAUUCUACUGUGAUUGCUGCACCACUCAGUGUUUCUGCAGUAAUUUUUGCAUAUUUAUAAAUAAUUUAUGUAUCUAUUUGGAGGCGUUUUGAGGAGUAACCUGGAAAACUGAAUUUUUAAUCAUUUUCUUUUGAGUGAAUGGACUGCUGCUGCCUGUUUCUGUGAGAAACUAAUAUGUCCUAAAAUAAAGAGGGAUUUGCAUUUGGUUCCAA